Pleuronectes platessa (European plaice) is the source of this 5425-nucleotide messenger RNA. RefSeq names its product titin. Gene Ontology annotation, molecular function: RNA polymerase II cis-regulatory region sequence-specific DNA binding; DNA-binding transcription factor activity, RNA polymerase II-specific. The coding region runs from base 67 to 4476 and encodes 1469 amino acids. Gene Ontology annotation, biological process: regulation of transcription by RNA polymerase II. Lineage: Eukaryota; Metazoa; Chordata; Actinopteri; Pleuronectiformes; Pleuronectidae. The transcript has 21 exons. The record is from RefSeq and is a predicted model, not a curated record.
GAGCCGAGCGGCCGCACACGAGCCUCAGCUGCCGCCCGGGCCGGAUUACUGCUGCCGAGCGGGGACAUGGGGACUCAGGGCGCGGGACGGAAGAGGUCCAGCAAGAAGGACAAGUCCACGGCGGAGGACGAUGCCCUGAACCUCAUAGCGAGAGAGGCCGAGGCCAGGCUGGCAGCGAAGAGGGCGGCCAGGGCAGAGGCCAGAGAGAUCCGCAUGAAGGAGCUGGAGAGGCAACAGAAGGAGAUCUUUCAGGUGCAGAAGAAAUAUUCUGGGCUGAACACUAAAUUUGAUGAGCGUGUGGACAACAGAUGGGGAGAUAUUGAACAAUGGAUGGAGGACAGUGAGCGAUACUCACGUUCUUCACAGAUACAAAGGCUCUCAGACGAUGAUGAGCGGAUGUCAGUGGGGAGCCGGGGAAGUGUCAGGGUGGAGGACAGAGAUUAUCUUGAGAAGGGAUCUCGAGCAGCUUCUGCCUUAACUGCAACAACGCUCACAUCCUUGGGUGGGACGUCCUCCCGACGGGGAAGUGGAGAGACGUCCUUAACUGUGGACGCUGAGACGUCCAUACGAGAAAUCAAGGAGAUCCAUGAACUGAAGGAUCAGAUUCAGGAUGUGGAAAUCAAGUACACGCAGAACCUAAAAGAAGCUAAGGACACGUUAUCGGAGGUGGAGGAGAAGUAUCGUAAAGCCAUGGUGUCCAACGCUCAGCUGGAUAACGAGAAGAACAACCUGAUGUAUCAGGUGGACACGCUCAAGGACUCGCUCAUGGAGCUGGAGGAGCUGCUGUCGGAGUCCAAUAGAGCAUACGAGGAGAAAGUCAAGGAUUACGAGCGAGAGAAACACGGCCACGGUGUCCUUCAGUUCCAAUUCAGUGAAAUGAAAGAGACACUGAAACAAAGUGAAGAGCUGCUAAAUGAGAUCCGUCAGCUGCGUUUGAAACAGGACGGUUUUGUUAGAGAAAUCUCCGACCUGCAGGAGACGGUGGAGUGGAAGGAUAAAAAAAUCGGGGCCUUAGAGCGACAGAAAGAAUACACAGACGCAAUCCGAACUGAGCGGGACGAGCUCAGAGAGGAGGCGGUGAAGCUCAAAGACAUUCUGAAGAAACAUGGAAUCGUGCUGGGACCGGAUCUAAGCGUCAACGGGGACAUCGGUGAAGCAGAAGUGGACGGCUCGUCCUCUGGAGACACCGCUCACCAGCCGGCUCCGGACUCUCAGACAACCGAGGGGAACAGCAUGCUCGGCAACACAGAUGAGACUGAGGAGCUGGAUCCAGAUCAGCAACCAGACAUUUUGAAAGAGGAAGCCAAAGAGAAUCAGUUGAGCUCUGAUCAACUCUGUGAUGCUGCCGUGUCCUCAAUGGAAACAUCAGCAGCUGCAGAAGAGCAGCAGACAUUGGACGAGAGCACUGGAGGAAGCGACCUCAGCAAAGACUUGAGUGUUGACCUUCCUGAUCAUCCAGUAACUGAAGCCAAAGAUAUAACUGUAACAAGUGCUGAGGGAAAUAGUCCAGACACAGAAACAACCACAGGUGAGGCAGGUUUAGUGGAGACAGACACCCGAAGCAAGAGGGAUGGUUUUAAACAGACGAGUGACGAGCUUAGUGAAAUCAUACAGGAAGCAGCUGUGGAGAGUGAAUUGAGGAGUAAAGAAACGUGUCCUCAGCAAACAGACGUGAAGGACAUCUCGAGAGACGUAGAGAACGAGGAGGCAGAGGAAGUAACGGGUCAAUCUCAGGGUGCUGCUGCUUCAGGGAAAAGGAAGAAAAAGAAGAGAAGAGGCAAAAAGAAAGGGAACCAACAAAAAGAUGAAACAGAAAACAGCAAAACAGAGCCGAGUGUAGAACCAGAUAAAAAGGAGAAUAAGUCAACAACAGAACCUGAUAAAGGUGAUUCUGAAAUCGUCAAGGAAUCAAAGAUGGAUCCAGCAGAGAAAGAGCAGGUCGGGAAACAAGCUGAGGAAGUAGAAGCAGCAGAAUCAGUCGAACCAACUGAAACCGUUUCUCUCACAGAAGCUUUCACAGAACCGAGAGAGGAUCAUGUUCCAAAGGAGCAGGACAAGGAGCAAACUGAGAUGAUACAAGAAAUAAAAGAAGCAGCACUAAGCGAAACCCUCUCUUGCUCCGAAACUCCCGAGGAAAUAAGAGUAAGUCCUUUAACAAAUGAACAGAACGGAGAUCAGAGGGAAACAGCUGAAAUAAUCCAGGUGGCGGCACCGACUGAAACUUUUUCUCAAAGUGAAACCCCGAUGGAAUUAUGCAGAGAAGCCAGAGAGGAUGAGCAGAGUGAAGAAGACCCAGAGAAAGCAGGAGCAGUUGAACCACGUCCUCCAGAGACCCAGCUCAGUGCUUGUGAUCUGACCGACCCCUCCAACAGCACAGAGGGCACCGGUGGCCUCGACGGAAAGUUCACUGACAGUGUAGAUGAGUCAGAACUCUCAGCUAAUGGUCACAUCCUCCAUCCUGAGUCCAAAAACACUGAAGAUGAACCUCACGUUCCGAGCAGCAUCGAUGUUCCUGCUGACGUCUCCGAGUCCACAAACAUUCCUGAGGGAUCAGACCUCACAUCGGCCUCGUCACCAGAUUCUGAUGAUGUCACGAUCUGUCUCAAAAGCUCGUCUGACUCCGAGCCUCAACCAGAGCCAUCAUCGCUGAGGGAGGAGUCUCCCAUCGAGGUUCCUGGUGAAGAUCCCGAGAAGACAACUGAGACACUAGAAGACGUAGAGGAGGCAGGACCAGAGACCGAGCAGGAGGGUUUUCCUCUCGGUGUCACCGAUCCAGAGAGAAAACCAGAUGAAAGAGAAGACGAAGAAGAAGCAGAACCUGAUAAAGAUGAUUCUGAAAUCCUCCAGGAAUCAAAGAUGGAUCAAGUAGAGAAAGAGCAGGUCGGGAAACAAACUGAGGAAGUAGAAGCAGCAGAAUCAGUUGAACCAACUGAAACCGUUUCUCUCACAGAAGCUUUCACAGAACCAAGAGAGGAUCAUGUUCCAAACGAGCAGGACAAGGAGCAAACUGAGACGAUACAAGAAAUAAAAGACGUAGAGGAGGCAGGACCAGAGACCGAGCAGGAGGGUCUUCCUCUCGGUGUCACCGCUCCAGAGAGAAAACCAGAUGAGAUAGAAGAAGUAGAAGAGCUGGAUAGAGACGUGAAUGAAACUGGAGGUUUCAUCGAGCCAGAAAGCUCCUCACGGGAUGAAAAGAGUCUGUUAGAGACUGAAGCUCAGGUGGAACAUUUAGAAGAUGUAGAAAGCCAGACAACAGAGUGCCUGGAGCUGAAGGAUGAAUCAGACGCCAAAGAAACAGAUGAGAUCAAUACCUUUGAGAUUCUAAAUACACCAGACUCCCAGAAAGAAUCCUCCUGCUCUCUGGCUGAGCUCCUGCCUGAAUCCAGCAAAGACAAAUCUGAGGAAGACUCGUCUCCACCUGGACAGCAGGGCAGUGAUGAAGAGGAUGGUGAAGAUGAUGAAGGGCAAUCUUUUGAUUUUGACGACGUAGAUGUCGAAGCAGCUUUUGAAACGAAUCAAAUUGAGGACGAGGAAAUCGAGGAGGGAGUUGAAGCCGUGUCAGAUCCAAGUGAAAAUACACAAAGCGAGUCCACAGAGAGACACGAUGAGGCGUCCGGGUUGGAUGAGCCUGAGCAGGUCGAGUCAGAACCAGCACGUCAGGCCACAGCACGCCAGGCGAGGCUCAGCUCAGAGGAAGGAGCGGUUCUAAACGUGGGAGGGUCGUCGGCUGCUGUUGCAGAGGACGUCAACCAGACAACAUCUUCUCCAGUAGAGGAAGGAUCAGUCCAGCCAGAGCUCAGUCCCGUCCACGUAGCCAGAGACAAAGAGCCGCCGCAUUCAGGCAAAGGCGAGAGGAAGAACAGCAAGAAAGGCAAAGGAAAGGGCAAAGAGGACUCCCCCCUCACACCCCAAUCCGUCACCCCCCCAUGGAUUCCUGUUGUGUUGCAUGCAUCCACCUCGCUUGACCCAGCCCCCUCACACCUCACCAUCUCCCUGGCGCUCCCCACCCCUGAGAUUCGCCUGAGGAAACUGGUGGAUGAGCGUGAAAAGAUGAUAGAACAGGUGAAGAAGCUGAAGGCGCAGCUGGAACAGAAAUCACCAAAGAACGGCACAGACAGCGGCUCGAGUCCGGACGGGGAGGUUCUGGAAAAUGGAAACGAUCCAAACAUCCUAGAAGUACAGAGAGACUCGAGCAGGCAAAUGAGCGACUUGAAGUUCAAACUGGUGAAGGCCGAACAGGAAGUCACUGCGUUAGAGCAAAACGUGACCCGACUGGAGGGCCAGGUGACCCGCUACAAGUCUGCAGCCGAGAACGCAGAGAAGGUGGAGGACGAGCUGAAGGCGGAGAAGCGGAAGCUCCAGAGAGAGCUGCGGUCGUCCCUGGACAAGGCUGAAGAGCUCGAGUCGAGCAACAGCCACCUUUCUAAAAGACUGGAGAAGAUGAAGUCCACUCGCGGCAUGGCACAGACUCCAUAGCACCAACCCCCUACAUCAAAUCCACCGCCUGUGUCCAGAGCUGGCUGGUCACAUGGAAGACAGACGUCCUGCGCUCGGUCCCUCGUCUGCCUGACGCCAACAUUAGGAAAAUUAACCCCAAAAACCCAGAAAGUUAGUUGUUUAAUCUACAGAAUAGAGACGUCCACCAAGCAAUGUGCCAUUUGUCUCCGUUUUGUGUCCGAUGAGAAGGUAAGAAGUUCAUGAGAUGUUUGUGGUUGAACCUCUGCACUGAUCUAGUUUAGGAGGGGGGGGGGGGGGACAUGAGGAGCCCGGGGACAGAACGGCACCAAGGAGACGUCUCCGUUAUCCCUUGUAGCAGGAACGUGGCACCGCCCUCUCUCUCUACUGCCUCUAGUCAGGAUUCAGGAUGUGUGCUCCCACUGAGGACAGACGAAUCCAAGUGGACACAGAUCCCAGUGCAGCGGACAGUACCAGCGGCCACGGCCCAAGACUUUUCCCUCAGGAGGUCGCGAGUGCUUUGUGUGUUUUGUGAAUGAAUGAGCGGAACUCAAGUGUUUUGUUUUUAUUUUACUGACCCAAAGCCAAAUGACAUUUAAAAAAGGUAAAUGUUGGGGUGUCAGUCCAGUUCCUCUGUGUUAAAACAAACUGACCACGGCUUGUUUAGUUUCUACCACACAAUAUAAUCUUCACGGUGAAAAAGCUUCGGGCUGUUGCAGCCUGGUGUCGGCUCUUUGAACAGUUUGUCCCACAGCCUGCAGCCGUCCUUCUGAUGCACACUCAGAUCUCUGCUUGUUUCUGCAGCUCAUAGUCGGUCACUGGUUGGCUCUCAUGCUCUCACUCGCUGGAGGAGCCCGGCACCGAGGACUCUCACUGUGGAGAUGCUGCUCCACUGUUUACAUAGCUUUACCAUGUUUGUAAGGAAACAUAAAGAACUGUCAUGUCUCCGUGCAAUAAAAUGUCAAACAUA